CAAUUUAAAAAGCCAUGGAGCUAAUACGUUCUUUCCUUCAACCCAUCAAACCGGACACCAGCUUGUUACCUUCCAGCGCAAUUAUUCGACAGUGUCCGUUCCUUCUGCAUACACCCUUUAAGUUCGGCCCCACAAUAUCACCAACUCCGAUCGGCUCGGUACCGUACCCGUGGAUCCGGACUCCGGGCCAACACAAUGGCAUCCCAUGAAUCGUGGUUGGAUUCCGAUUCCGACGUAGAAUCGGACGUUUCAUCCAUCAUCUUUAACGACCAAGAAUCAUUUACCACAUUUCGCUUUCGCGUCAUUGACUUUGUCAUUCAAAGAAUAUGGCCCUAUGCAACCGCCGAAGAAAUCACCGUGGAACAGAUGUCAGGUGAAGAAAAUCGAAUUAUCAAGGUAUCUCGACAGCCGGUCGGGAAACCCGAGUCUCGCGAGCAAUACGUCAUACGCAUCCCUAAGUACGAUAUUGGACAAUUGAAUAGUCAAGUUGCUAAUCUUCGAUUUCUACGUCUACAUGGCAAAAUUCCUGCCCCGAUAAUUCUUACUUUCGACAAGACGUCCGACAAUAUUCUCGGUUCAAAGUUCAUCAUUCAGGACUAUAUUCCCGGAACUAACUUGCUAUCGUCAUACUCAAGCCUCACACAUGAACAGCGGUGUAGAGUCGCACGGGAGCUUGGUUGUGUCUACCAUGAACUAUUGGCCACACGUAGCGAUACGCCCGGUUUCUUAACGCUGUCUAGGAGUGGCACUUCACCACUCCGGAUCGUACCGUUAGAAGGUAAAAUCAAGAAGUUCAACGGUAGCUACGACAAUCCACCUACGGCUCCAGAUGUUCAUAAAUGUUUAGUUGAUGUUUUCCUAAAGCGAUGGGUUAUCUUGGACGAGCCACUGCCGGGCAAUAAUUCCUGGCCGAGACUCAGGGAUAAGUUAUGUCAAGUGGCUUCAGAAAUGAAAGCCGGAGGGUGGUUUAGAGACUGUCAUACUUCCUUGGCACAUCUUAACCUAGUGCCGCGCAACAUACUUGUCAAUCCAACGACUGAUACAACGCGACCUAUCAUCUCUGGUAUUCUCGAUUGGGACAGUUCCGUCUUCGUCCCUCAAUUCAUGGGUUGCCAACCACCUAUGUGGCUAUGGGCAUGGAACAACGGUGGCUAUCAAGACGAGAGCCAGGCCAAUGCAAUGCCACCAACACCGGAAGCACGGCAGUUAAAGCGACGCUUUGAGGAAGCCGCUGGCCAGAAAUAUCUCAUGUUCGCUUAUGCCCCGGCAUAUAGGCUUGCGAGACGGCUUGUCCGCUUCGCCGUCGAGGACAUACGCUCCAACGAAGACUAUAAAGAAGCUGAACAGAUGGUAGAAGAGUGGACAGCGAUGCGCGGUCACUUGAAAGUACGCACCCCAUCUGAAAAAUAAAUGAUACGGGACUAUGCCAUAUCCCCGGGAGCCUGAUAGAGGUAUUUCAUUUGGGUAGCUGUUAGUAUGGUCC
Molecule: messenger RNA, 1483 nt
Organism: Annulohypoxylon maeteangense
Lineage: Eukaryota; Fungi; Ascomycota; Sordariomycetes; Xylariales; Hypoxylaceae
Exons: 1
Coding region: 196-1410 (404 amino acids)
Source: RefSeq, a predicted model, not a curated record